AUGUCUCCACCCGAACAUAUGAGCCAUCGAGACUUCAGGUCCCAGUCCAGUCUUCGCUCAGGUUCUGUUCGGAUCGGAUCUGACGACCCAUCUAUAAUAGAGGAAGCUCAGAAUUUACUUUCACAGUUUAUGAGGCAUUCCUCUCUUGAAACCCAAGGGCCCCAUAGUGGAAACACAGCCACUUCGCAGAAGAUUUCCAGUUCAAAAACUGAACAUAGUUCUGGGUCGCUCGGUGGUGAUCCUCAAGUAGUAUAUGUUAUUUCAGAUGACUCUGCACUUGAGUCUGUGCCAGAUAACCACACAGUCCCGUCAGCAGGACGACGGUACUCGGCUCGUCACCCUCGCCUAAGAAGCUCACGGACAACCCCUAGUUUAGGGAACGAUAGUGAAACAGACUCUGUGUUACCUACAACGAAAAGGAAACAAUCAGAUAAUUCCAAUAAUGUCCGGCAGGCAACUUACUCACCAUACUUGUUAAGCGACAGGAAAUCCCCUCCCAGAAACAAUGACAAGGCACCAAGUACGAGACGUUCCGCACGGUCAAGAACCGGCCCUAUAAAUUACUACAAGAAACUCAAGCUGUUUAGUUUUGAAUCUGAAGAGGAGCGUUCCGGUAAUGAGGAUGUCGAUAUAAUGACCAAUUCAGCCCAGCCACAACAGCGUCUCGACCGUUCCUGUUCAUGUGAUCUUUCAACUCCUCCUUGCUACCAAGAUAGCCAGCAUAUCGGUCAUAUGCAAUACUCUGUUAUUUACUCCUCACCUACAGUACAAAUACUCAAGUCACCCUUCAAAACACUGGAUGACUUUAAGAAUGUCGGACAUGCACGUUAUCGCCCAGCACAUAACCCAGCCGAUUAUGCUAAGGGACUAAAGGGAGAGGACUUGGCGCCAGACAACAUCCUUCAUUUCGAUUUUGACCUAAAGGAAAUGACCGCGGUGCUAAACUUGCUGUCAUUUAGUGGAUGCCAAUGGCGUUCUGCUCCAGACAUUGCUCUUACCGAUCAACUCAUACAUGUCGCAUCCACCUUCAAUAUACACCCUAAGUCCUUCAAGAAGAUUUCGUCCAUUUUGAAGUUGUCUAAGUUACUCUCGAUCGAAGAAGUGAGCGAUAGCAAUGCUUUACUCUUAGAAAUAUUGGCAUCAAAUCCUUGCACGAGGGAGCUACGACGUGCUAGGCGGCUCGCAAUGCGACUCCUGGGGUCACAAGAGAAACAAAGGAAUGAAGGCCCUUCCACCUCAAGCGAUCAACACGGCCAUACAGUCGAGGAAAUACAUAGACUGUCAGGCUGUUUAUUAUCUGCAUCUGCGUUAGGUCGGCGCCAGUACGCAGAUAUAGAAGCAUUAAUUGCCGACGCCAAGAAAGGCAAUCUCCCAUCUGUCCCAUCUGUCAUCAAGGCUGUUAAAUUGGAGGGUAGCAGCCUAACAACACGCAAGAAUGCUCAAGCAUCUGGCAAUAUAAACAAGCUCUUACAGGAUCGUGAGCUAGGUUGCGCUGUGAGUCGGCAGAUCAGUUCUCGUGUUUUGAGCAACCUCGAGCUUUCAAAGACUUGGAAAGGAGCCUCAAACGAUGUUAUAGUACUGGCGUGGUCUCCUGAUGGAACUAAGUUUGCGGCAGGUGCAACAGCUCAAUGUGAUGAACAUAACAUGGAAUACAACCGAGGGAAUAAUCUGAUUCUCGGGGAUUUGACCACUGAUAGUCUGGAGGAAUUACCAGGGCAUUGGAGCCCUCGUCCGCCGGGGCUUUCAAGGGGAACUAUGAAUGAUCAUCGUCUGUUUAUGAGUGUAACAGCUUGCCAAUGGUUCGAUGAUACACUCUAUACUGCUAGUUAUGACAAGACUGUUAAACUUUGGAGAUUCCCUAAUCACAGGGCAUUUUGCUACAAGACACUUGACCAUGACUCUAAAGUUCAAGUUAUGGCUCGGUCCAACUUUGCAAACAAUGUACUAGCGACAGGGACUCAAUCCGUCGGUCUCUGGCAACUAGAUGAGUCAACGUACAAUGUCUUGGAUUUGCCUCGGCAGCGCUCUAAAAGAGAAAUUGACCUUAUACCAACGUCUCUGGCUUGGGGUACCAUCCCAAUAACAAAAGAGAUACUAAUCGCUGGGAUGUCUGAAAAGGGCGAUGGUGUGACCCAGAAUGGUCUUCUUGCAGCAUGGCAUAUAGCCGAAGCAUCAUCCACUCCAAUACAGUUAAGCCCAAAUUCACAAAACAUCUUUGAUGUAAAGUGGCAUCCAUCUCUUCCAUUAUUUGCUACGGCAAGCUCCGCAAGAGGAGGUGGUACGACUCUGUUGAGUUCUAAGAACACCAGGUCUGUGGUCCGUCUAUAUUCACCACUCAUCUCCAAAAUGUGUACCAUGGAACUUGAGUGCCCUGCCUUGGACAUAAACGAUGUGACUUUCUGCCCAGGCAAUUCGAAUUAUGUGACAGCCAGCUGUACUGAUGGGAUCACCUACGUGUGGGACACGCGAAACCCGGACACUGUAUUGCACAAACUUCAACAUGGUGAGCCGCUCAAUCAAAUAGAUGAAACCCUUCCUAGAGAGCAAGCAGAUGUUGGGGUAAGAUUGGCAUUGUGGGGAAACUCGGUAACCCAAUUCUAUACUGGAGCAUCAGAUGGUAUCUUGAAAACCUGGGACGUAUUGAGAUCUCCUGAUGAUGCUUUUGUUCAAAAUGUUGCUUCUUUUGGGGAGGAGAUCAUGUCCGGAGUUUUUUCGCCGGAUAGAUCCAAUCUGUUGAUCGGCGAUGCUGCCGGGGGUCUUCAUUUAUUAUCCCCUGACACCCUUGCCGAUAAGAGCUUGUCUUUUAAAUUCAAUCGUGCUUCUCAAGUGCCAUUUGCUGGGCAUGAUUCUGAUUCCGAGUCGGGUACCAUGGCUGCCCGUAAGGCCAUCUUAGAUGGUCAUCUUUCACGCCACCCUAUUUAUGGUGUGGGCCAAGGCCCUCAUUAUAAUGGACCUUACGCGGCAUGGGCCCGUCCAGAUAAUACUCCUGACCAUCAACUCGGACAGACAAAGUUGAAGGAGGAAUGGCAGCUAAGGCAGCUCGACGGUGCUCCCCCUGCUCUUCGACCUGGCUUAAAUGAUCAACUGCGGAGAGAAAUCGAAUGCCAGAGACAGCUCGCCCAGAUUCGCAACGUGCAGCACUUGAAUAAAAGGAAAAGGUUGGAACUUGGCCAUUAUACGAAACGUAGGGGCGUCCUUAGCGACUGGUGCAGUGGUGAUGGUUUCUGGACAGCGCCGGUCAAGCUCAAGCGACUAGCUGCAGAAUCAAAGCAUCCCAUCAUUGAAAAUGCAAAUAUCGAAAUCAUAGAUCUUACGGGUGACAGUGAUACGGAGUGUGCGCAGCCGCCAAACGAAGGCCUGGCCUUUCCCACUACUCGAGAUACAGAGGGCUACUCUGGACUUGAGCAUCUACUAGAGGGGUUGGAAGAUGAUCACUGGUGGCCGUCUAGUGGCCAAAUAGACCCCAAUUUCCACGAUGCUGAUGUGUAG
Messenger RNA from Aspergillus bombycis, 3489 nucleotides. Its product is annotated as WD repeat protein. The record is from RefSeq and is a predicted model, not a curated record. Gene Ontology annotation, molecular function: protein binding. Bases 1 to 3489 code for a protein of 1162 amino acids. Gene Ontology annotation, biological process: TOR signaling; regulation of actin cytoskeleton organization. Gene Ontology annotation, cellular component: TORC1 complex; TORC2 complex. Lineage: Eukaryota; Fungi; Ascomycota; Eurotiomycetes; Eurotiales; Aspergillaceae. The transcript has a single exon.